UUUAUCACAUUGAACAAAUAAAGCAAAAACCUCUACCUGAAGAAAACAUCUAACACUACUUUCUUACUCUCUCAACCAACAUUCACCAAAAAUGGAUAUUUUUCGAAGCAAUUUUUCGGACCCACUUAAUGAGUCUGAUAAUACUAGCAGCUCAUCUAAUCUUACUGAAUAUUCGUCAGUGAUGUUAGCUUCAAAUAACCCUAAAAAGAGAGCCGGGAGGAAGAAGUUUCAGGAAACUCGACAUCCAAUAUACAGGGGAGUGAGAAAAAGAAAUUCAGAUAAAUGGGUUUGUGAAGUCAGAGAACCCAAUAAAAAAUCAAGGCUUUGGCUUGGCACAUACCCAACGGUAGAAAUGGCGGCUAGAGCUCAUGACGUGGCAGCUAUAGCCUUGAGGGGUCGUUCUGCUUGCUUGAACUUUGCUGACUCUACUUGGAGGUUGCCUAUCCCAGCUUCCUCCUGCACCAAGGAUAUUCAGAAGGCGGCCGCUCAAGCCGCCGAAUCUUUCCGACUGCCACUAAAGUCGGAAAGAGUUUCAGGAGAAUACAUAUACAGUCCUGAAACGCCACAAAGUAUGUUCUUUGUGGAUGAGGAAGCGCUCUACUACAUGCCAGGAUUACUUGCGAAUUUAGCCCAAGGAAUGAUGCUACCUCCACCUCAAUGUUUAGAAAUCGGAGAUCAUGCCGAAACUGAUCAUGCUGACAUGUCUUUAUGGAGUUAUAUUUAAAUAAUUAAUUCUGGUUAUUACUUCUUUGACAGUUUAUGUGCAAUCGGAAUGCUCAAAGUCUCAAAAUAGAGAUAUGCCUAUUUUCGUAAAUAAUCGGACGGGGAUGUAAACAAGUUUGUAAUUUAGAGACAACGUAGAAAUUUCCAACCGCAAAUCGGAAAAACAUGUAGUCCUAUGUUGUCCUAUUAUUAGAAAGUGGCUCCACCUUAAUGCAAAUUAAUCAAUGUGGCCUAGAUGGACGUUAGUGCGGACAAGACUAUUAUGGCGUCAUUAUGGUCAUCUAAUUAUAAUUUGUUGACUUGGUUUACGCAAGUGAAAAGAAAAUUAGCUUUGUUAUUUCAAGCCAUUGUACUUGAAUGAAACAAGUCCGCAAGCUACGUUAAUUUGGUAUACAUGACAGGUAAAAUGGACGGAGGGAUUAAUUUUUGCCAUUUUGAUAUUGAAAAAAAUAAAAUUUCCAACUUCUUUCGUAGUAGCCUUAUGAGCAUCUAAAUUUUAAUGUUUUACAGCCACA
This is a messenger RNA of Lycium ferocissimum, 1238 nucleotides long. RefSeq names its product dehydration-responsive element-binding protein 1D-like. The record is from RefSeq and is a predicted model, not a curated record. Bases 92 to 724 code for a protein of 210 amino acids. NCBI's taxonomy places the organism in Eukaryota, Viridiplantae, Streptophyta, Magnoliopsida, Solanales, Solanaceae. The transcript has a single exon. Gene Ontology annotation, molecular function: DNA binding; DNA-binding transcription factor activity. Gene Ontology annotation, biological process: regulation of DNA-templated transcription.